This is a messenger RNA of Gossypium raimondii (Peruvian cotton), 1336 nucleotides long. Its product is annotated as WRKY transcription factor 55. The record is from RefSeq and is a predicted model, not a curated record. Gene Ontology annotation, molecular function: DNA-binding transcription factor activity; sequence-specific DNA binding. Lineage: Eukaryota; Viridiplantae; Streptophyta; Magnoliopsida; Malvales; Malvaceae. The transcript is spliced from 3 exons. Gene Ontology annotation, biological process: regulation of DNA-templated transcription. The coding region runs from base 1 to 1083 and encodes 360 amino acids.
AUGGACCAAGAACAACAACAACACACCACCUUGUCUCUAAUCCUUGAUGGGUGUAAGUUAGCUAAAGAGCUUGAAGAAAGCAUCGGGAAUUUGGGUAACCAGCUACAGCCUGAAAUCCUUUCCAAGUCUUGUGAUGAUAUCAUAAAUAUCUUUGCUACUGCCAAGCAAAGGUUAAACAAUAAUGCCCAUCAUCAUCAAGACCCCUCUUUGUUUACCCAUCACUUACUCCACCCACCUCAGGAUUCAUCUGCACACCACAUGCAGACUGAUCCCAGUUUGCAGGAAUGGUUAAAGUAUGGUGCUAUUACACAAGCAAUGGACAUGAUUCAAUCUUGUAGACCCAGCAUUAGCAUGGGGGGAGAAAUCCAGGCUAUGGAUGUAUUAAAUUCUGGUAAAGCUGCUUCUUCUUCCUCAUCUCAACGUUCCCAUAGAAGUAGGAAGGAUGAUGAAGAGAAAUGCAAAACGAGAGUAGCUGCUCCUCAGAUGGGAAAUACCGACCUUCCACCCGAUGACAACUACACUUGGAGAAAGUAUGGACAGAAAGAAAUUCUGGGUUCAAAGUACCCCAGGGCAUACUACAGGUGUACACACCAAAAAAUGUACAACUGCCCUGCAAAGAAGCAAGUGCAACGUCUAGACAAUGAUUUUUACACAUUUGAAGUAACCUACAUUGGUCAGCACACGUGCACCAUGUCCUCCACCGCGCCCUCAAUUCCGCAGCCACCCCCGGUAUUACAUGAUCAGAUGGUUAUGACUCAAGCUAUGGUGUCUCAGCCUGCACUACCUCCAACUUCUUCUUCUACUACUUCAUCAUCAAUAGUUCCUUCUGGAAGCUGGCUUUCAAUGGAAUUUAGCCUUGGUUCGGGUUCAGGUGGAAGAGGUAGCGGCGGUGCAGGUUCAUCAUCAGGAGGAGGCUCAGCUACAGGCAGUCGGUAUGGAAGGGAUGUUGAGUAUUCUGUAGUGGCGGAUAUGGCUGAUGUAAUGUUUAAUUCAGGAAGCAGCAGCAGCAAUAGCAUGGAUUUUAUUUUUCCAUGUGCAGAAGACAAAUGGGAGGCCCCCGGAUCAGGGGACAAGAAACAUUAGUUGAAAUAUUUGCUAAAGCUUAGAAACGUUAUUCAUGAUUAAUGGAGACUAAUUGGGGGUCGCCGGCUCUAUCUCUUUCAUUCACAACAUACCUCGCACAGGCUUAGAUUACCCACUGAUCUCAAGUUUAUCAAAUAACUUUCCUUUCUUUCUUGUAACUUUUUCUACUCUAAUGGGUAUGUAUUAUGGAAACAAAACAUUUACUUCACUACUUCCUUAAUAAUUUGUGCAUGAAAAAGAAAAAAAUUUAUUA